CUUCUGUAACAUCUACUCUUACACCACUGUACGAAAUCGAUUUCGGAUAUCCAAAGUUGAAGCUUGUUGGCUUCUCAAGUCUGCUCAUGGUCGAAGCAGGUCUCGGCCUUCACCUAAGCCCUUAGCUGGGAACGAAGGCUUCAACUCCCACCACGAAAGGACAAUGGUGUCUCUGAUCUUGAUCAGACCUGUCGCCAAGAAUCUCCACCUAUUUCGCCCCAGUUCCUAUGGACUCAAGCUCUACAACACAAAAACAUCUAAACCCCUCAGAAUCUUAUUCUGUGGUUCGGAUGAAUUCAGUAUUGCAUCCCUACGAGCCAUCCACGCUGAGCAUAAGCGAGACCCAGAUCUAAUCAAAUCCAUUGAUGUCCUCUGUCGACCUGGAAAGCCCGUAGGCAGGUCUUUGAAGCAGAUCCGAGAAGUGCCGAUCAAGGCUGUUGCUCAGGACUUAGGACUCCCUCUACACGAGAGAGACACAUUUACUGGCUGGGACCUGCCGAAACCAAAUGAUGAGUCGAUCAAUCUCAUCAUAGCUGUCUCAUUUGGGCUCUUCGUACCUCGACGAAUCCUGAAAGCUGCCGAGUAUGGGGGACUAAAUGUGCACCCAUCUCUCUUGCCAAACUACCGAGGGCCUGCACCUUUGCAGCAUAUGAUUAUGAGAAGAGAAAAGACAGGUGGGGUUACUCUCCAGACUCUCGACGAUGAAUCCUUCGACCACGGCAAAAUUCUAGCUCAAGAAGUGUUUCCUCUUGAGCAAACAGCCAUGACAUAUCAAAAGCUUCUCGAAAUAGUCAUGCCAAAAGCAGCUGAUAUACUUGUCAGUGGCUUGCAGAACCGCUUAUUUGUGCCACCCCUUGUUGAAGAUACAAAAUGGCAACACAUGGUUCCUCAAAAGCUGGUUCACGCCGCUAAAAUCACGCCGAUAGACAGGAAAGUCUACUGGCAUACAAAAGACGCAGCUAAGGACAUACCUAAGCGUCAAAAUGCCCUCGGUCGUCUAUGGACCACUGUCCUCGUCGAUCUAGAAACUCCGAAGCGACUGAUACUCGAAGACAGCGAGACAGUCAAAUCCCCAGAUUUGUUCAGACGUGUACAACCACUCGAAACUCUCUGGGAAUAUCGAGACCGCAUAUCAAGAGCAAUGGGCCGCUUUGUCCACUUCUUUGUGGAAGGUCCAUAUAUCCCUCUGCCGAUAUUUUAUGUUGAGGAUGGGUCUGCAGUCAUUUUCCGAACACCAACCCAAGGGGUUAGGGUCAAACGUAUCACGUUAGAAGGGAAAGAGAAAAAAGAUGCAGCCGAGGUGAUGCGGAGCAUUCGACGAGAUAACCCAUGGGAAUUGGUACGGAUUCCGCAACUGGAACGGCCCGCGGCUUUCAGAUGGGCGGUUGUGCCUAAAGCUCAUGCAACGAAAGAGGUGGCUACGACGUCAGAAGCAGCUGGAAAUAGCGGAUCUGUUAUGGAAACAGUAGCAUGGCACCCGGCCGAGAUUCAAUGAAUUGAGGAUGAGCCUCAUGGGGAAGACGAAUAGCAUGUAAUAUAGUCUUUCUUGAGCUCUAAUUCGUUUCCUCUCUCGUGGGAUGCAUUUUGGUCUGGCCAUGCCAUCCAGGAGAGUGGGUAUUCUACAUCGAACAACGAAUAGUAAUCUACCGCCAUACAUGUACAAGACAAUUCAGGCCGAUGUUUUAUGCGGCUACGACGUUAGGUUACCGAAUCCUCACUCUGUUUAGGUGCUUUUCGCCUUUACCUUCUUCUUAGUUUAUCUAUAUCCUCUCAUAGUCCUUGCAAGUCGGCGCUUCAAUAUCAAGGUCUGACUAUUCGAAUACUCAACAGUGUUAACAACAAACACUUGAUAGUGCGGAAUAGGUGGACGCAGUCUACGCUCUAGCAGAAAGACUCCUCUCAUCAGACAGCUCAUAACGGGAAAGGACAACGUGUGAGAUUCUUACUAUCAUUUUCGCUAUUUUGGUUGGGCCGAAAUUGGAUGUGAAUGUAGCCUCUCUGAGAAGCGAAGGGGGCAUCGGAUAGAGGCCGAGAUGUGUCAUGUUGUCCUAAAUAGAGAGCAUUGGAGUGUAUUUCCCGAUAUUAGUAGCAAGAGCAUUCGAUACCAUAAUAUGCACAUAGUCUUAAGAAGCUAGGAUGAAUGAACCAGGGGAUCAUGCCAGGAUUCACUUCUCAAGAAAC
Messenger RNA from Cadophora gregata, 2181 nucleotides. It is a transcript of the gene FMT1, whose product is annotated as Methionyl-tRNA formyltransferase. Bases 164 to 1495 code for a protein of 443 amino acids. The record is from RefSeq and is a predicted model, not a curated record. Gene Ontology annotation, cellular component: mitochondrion. Lineage: Eukaryota; Fungi; Ascomycota; Leotiomycetes; Helotiales; Ploettnerulaceae. The transcript is spliced from 4 exons. Gene Ontology annotation, molecular function: methionyl-tRNA formyltransferase activity. Gene Ontology annotation, biological process: biosynthetic process; conversion of methionyl-tRNA to N-formyl-methionyl-tRNA.